Drosophila nasuta is the source of this 1198-nucleotide messenger RNA. RefSeq lists its product as uncharacterized. NCBI's taxonomy places the organism in Eukaryota, Metazoa, Arthropoda, Insecta, Diptera, Drosophilidae. The record is from RefSeq and is a predicted model, not a curated record.
UUAAGUGAGCAUAGAUCAACAAAAAAUUCAUUUAAUACGUCAUAUAUCAGAGCGUAGCAAAAUUUACACACAGUCGAAUCUUCGUAUCUUAAAACGAAUCGUAAUAAACAAAAGGUAAUUGCAGAUUACAGAUUGGGAAAGCAAAUGCGAUAAUGCAGAAACAACGAUCACCGUACACAGGAGGGGGCGUCUUCAAUGUGCAACAGCACAAAUCAUCAAAGUAUGGAAGGAAUGAUGGUCUCAAUGGAAUGCCAUUUUUGGUGCAGUUGGCUCAGCAGUCUCAGCGCAGCAAUGCGGGGGCUGUGGGGCAUGAGCGGGGACUACGCAGUGGCACGCCCCGCAGCUAUGACACCGACGAUAGCUUCCACACUAGUAAUAACUAUAGCGGCUGCAACAAUAACCUUAACAACAAUCCAAGCAAUGUUAACUACUUUAGCAAGAACAACAUCUACGAGGGGGAUAUGCCCAACUUGACACUUGGAUCAUGCUAUAACAAUGCUAUGCCCAGUGAUGAGUAUUCGCACAUGGAUCGAGUGGAUCAGUUGGAUCCAUUGGGCUCUUAUAGAUCCAUGGAACACCAAAACGAUGCAAUACUUCAUAGUCAUGGCAACCAUCAAAGCGAUACGGACUCGGAGACCGAGUAUCGUCAACACAGGAAGGACUUUGGCCCGAAGUGCACCGCCCGCAAAUAUUGGGUUCAUGUCUUUGAUUUCGUCAAGUCAAAGAUGACGCUACAACGACAGGAGCGCAUGGAGCUGGAGCUGCAACUUUGCCGUGCGCACUCUAUCUAUAGCCAUGUGCUCCUGAUGCUGCAGCUGCUCAGAAUCGUCUUAGCCGGUGUGAUGGUGAACGGCGUAUCCAUGGGCAUACGUUUCACCCAGGUGAGCUAUCGCUUGUGGAGCACCAAGUUCAUGCUGCGUAGCUUGGUGCGUCAGUUCCUGUGGCGCAUGGCCAACGCAAAAGUCAACGACGUAUUGCUGUUUUUGGGUAUUCUGCUCAUCACACCCUGGCUGUUUUUUAUUAGCCUUAUUGGCUUUAUUGUAGCUACUCUUUUUCAUACCAAGACUUGUCUAAACUCGCUGUAUCGCCAUCUGCGUCAACAAAAAGGCUAAAUAUUUUGAAACGCGACGUUAGCCAAACUAACUUACACACUUACAUAGCAGAGAGAGAGAGAGAGAGAGAGAGAAAGAGAGAGAGA